AUGGACUCCAUGGACUCCAUGGGCCUCCUCAACAGGUCUGAGGCGUCGUCGUCCUGCCCGCACGAUCUCGAGGAGAAGACGUCAAACGGGUACAGACUGACACCUUUUUGUGAUCAUGACGGAGAUCACUCCAGUGACAUGAGUGAUGACUCAACUUUCCGAGUGGACGAGGAUGGCCUUCCGCACGUGCUAAUGCACCAGAACACUGCCGAAUGCUUCCAUGCAUGGGUCUUUGUGCAGCAGCUGCUGCUCCACAUAUUCAUUCCCUUCAGCAUUCCUUUCUUCUUGAUCAUGGGGGAGGAGAAGACGCUUGCUAACACGCUUAUUUGGCCGUGUCCGUGUGGAGCCGUGGCAAUCUUCUGGAACCUAAUCCCAACGAUCGUCUACGCCAAUGUUGUUCUUUUUGCACUCUAUUACGAGAGUUUUGUGGAGAACGACAUUGGCGUCGCCGAGGUCGUGCUCGUGCCCUGUCUUGCCAUGAUCACCCAUCGCUCAAUGAUCGCUCUGAAGUACAGCGGGCUCUCCCCGGAGGAGUACGAACUCUGGCAAAAUGCACCGAAGCGCAUUGCAGCAAAAUGGACGGGUCAGAUGCAGCUCAUCUCCACAUGGCUCCCCGUUCCAGAUGACAUUCUGUUGAUGGAAAUGGAGAAGGGUUCACAUUUUCAAGGUGCUGACCUGCAUCAGAUAUUCUUUGAGCAGGAUGUGCAGGAUGUGAGCAGCUGGAGAUCUUGGCAGGUCUGGGACGAGAUGCUAACGGGACAUUGUACAAAUUCAGAGCUGAGAAGUUCUUCAUUGUGUCCGCGUCUCACUCGCGCCCUCUCCCGAGAGGUAAGUGUGAACUUCUCUCCGGGCAUUCGGCGAGUGAGUGCCCAUCAGGUACUGCACAUCCUGUACCGCCGCGCUGCUGACGAAAUAAGGGAGCAACAGAAAUUUAUAGUUGCAGGUGUUUUUGCACUCUUCCCGGCCCUUUUCCCAAUUGCCUGGCGCUGUGUGAAGUGCUACGGUGAGCUGGGUGAUGAAGCCCAUGUAGAGGACGUCCUGGGUGCCGGAUUUGGCAAGCAGAGCCAUGUUGUAUCCUACUGCGUGGUACAGGCCGCCCUUAUGGCGUACGCACACGGCUCCGUGUCAUCCGUCUUUGCAGUCAUCGGGAUUCUCCAUUAUCGGCGCAUGCAAAUGGUGAUGGAGUCGGUGCGGCAGCUGACUCGGCGACUUCCGUGCCUGUACCCGAACUUGCCACAGGUGCAGCUUGCAGGCCCCACGGCAGAAGCAAACGUCCGGGCAGUGGUCGCCUGCUUCGAGACUGUUCUUCGUUUGGGAAGCCGCUACCAGAGCCGCGUCGACUCUUAUAUCGGCACGCUGGCGCUGGCUUCGGCACUGGGUCUUGGCUUUGUCCUCGUUGGAGUCAUUGUAGGCGCACAUUCUCAGCUAAACGCCGGGAUUUGCGUAUGCCUUGUGGUCAUUUGUGGUGUUACAGCAGCAGUGAAUCGCAUGAUUCUUUGGGGUCGCCUUGCCAAUGAAAACUUCGGGAAACUUUCCGUCAACUUGUGUCGCGCGCGGUGGCACAAUUCCGUGACCGGGGCCCCAGAUUCUGAAGCAGCAGAUCAGGUGAUGAGCCUGGCUAUGGAGAAACUGGCCCUCCUAGCAGAAACGGAACCGGUGACCGUUGCCGCUUUGAUCCCCACGGCUGAUUUGGGGUAUAGUGUUGUCUCUGUGGUGGGCACUUUCGUGCUGUACAUCCUGGGCAAGUUGCUCCACGUCGAACUUCCUUUGUGA
Molecule: messenger RNA, 1773 nt
Organism: Symbiodinium natans
Lineage: Eukaryota; Dinophyceae; Suessiales; Symbiodiniaceae
Source: the annotation of a GenBank genome assembly